UGACAGCCCAACACAGUUGGCACAGCCUCGUCCAGUGAGGGGGUAACGAGAGAGAGAGGGAGAGAGAGGACAGGGUAAGUUCGGCGAGAAGGAAAAGAAGUAGAGACUCUCAACUCCUUGACUUCAGACACUUACCUUCGGAUGAUCUUGGAAGGAAAAGAAGCAACCCUGGAAUGAGAGCUACCUCUACUAAAUGCAUCUGAAUUCCUGCCCUCCUUUGCCUCGUCCUUUGGUUUCUCUCUCUCUCUCUCUCUCUGGCACAGGCCACUCCACUGGCAGGGCAGCACAGAGCCUUUUUCUAGGUAGAAAAAAAACAUCAGGGCUCAUCCCUUUACCCGCUGCACAGGAGGAAACCCCUACAGGAGGAAACCUCCAUAUUUUUCAUCUUCUGCCUCUGACCAUCCGUCAUGACCUUGCUGGCCUCUGAGAGGUCGCUGCUCAUCCGGAGCAAAUUCCGCUCAGUUCUGCAGUUGCGAAUACAAAAUCGCAGACAACAGAAAGAGCUAAAUGCUGACUCUGAAGGCGUGAAGGCCUCCUGCUCUGACAAAGUAGGGGAGAAAGAGGCCAAUAGCACCGGGCAUCAGACAGUGGAUGGCACCACUCUGAAGUCGCCCCCUAGUGCUCUGACUGCUGAAACUGCACAAGACAAAGCUAGCGGUGGUGCUCAGAGACAGAAAAAGGCUCGUCUGGUUGAAAAUGUCAGUGAGAAGAUCCAGAGGCGAUCUGGGUCCAUUGAGCUAGUUCAGAAACACACUGCACCAUUAGAAAACACUUCUGUUUCCUUUUCCUUACGCUCAGAUGUCUUCGAAGAUGACAUCUCCUCGUGUUCUUCUACGUCUCCCGAGCAACUCGGGACACACCAAUCCCCCAGCUUCUCCUCUUCACCUGGGCUGAGCAGCGACCAGUCACUGAGUGAUGUGUCACCUGUUGCCGUGCCCAUCAACCACAGCCCAAGCAAUGUUCAGCAGUGUGGUUCAGCUUUGCUCCCAGGAACUGAGGGCAUCACGGAGUCAGUGACCAUGACAGUGGCAGGGUCAAACUCCAUGGCAAUGACUGGGAGACCCAAAGGAGUGUAUGUGUCCUCUCAGACGUCGCUGCUGCCAAAGACAGCUCAGUGCCUAACCCCAACUACUCAUUCCAUUCUCGGAGGGUCUUUAUCCUCGCCACGCCCUCCACGGCCACGGAAACCUCGUGACUGUAAGCCAAAAAUGAGGAAGCUGAAGUACCACCAGUACAUACCCCCAGACCAACGGGGCAACACUGGAGGCACUUCUGGGAACAAUUCCCAAAAGAACAGCACCACUCAAGUUCAGCCUAUCGAUCCUGCGUACUCUCGCCUCCUACACCAGCAGCAGGUUUUCCUGCAACUGCAGAUACUAAACCAGCAACAACAGCUCACUGUGGCAACCAGUGAAAAUCAAGUAGUGACGAUUUCUGGAGCCGGACCACAAAGUUGCCUUCAGCCUGCUCCUUCACAAACAAACGGCAUGCUCCUGGAAACAAACUCCGCCCACAAGCUAGAUUUACUUCCCCCCAACCUUGACGAUCUAACGGUGUCAGAACUCCGACAGCAGUUACGCAAACGCGGACUCCCGGUCUCUGGCACCAAACCUGCUCUGUUAGAGAGGCUCCGCCCCUUCCAGAUGCCCCGUCCCCAGCUAACACCUGCCCCACUUUGCCAGUUGGAAGGGACCCUAGAACCUCCUCCACCCCCUAAUUUAAGCCCGUCUAGUAGCCCGUCACAGAUUUACAUCCAGCCAUCAGCAGUGGUGGAGGAAGGUUUGGCUGGUGCCACUUACUUGACAUCCCCAUCUUCUUCUGCGAGUUCAAGUCCAAACCUGCAGGCCCCCUCACCUCCAGUGCCUUCCAGUGCUCUCUGGAGGUCAGAGCAGGCAGCAGAGGAGCUGACCGUGGAACUGGAGAUGAGGGAGAGGAUUCGGAGCAGACCCAGAGGAAAAGCUCUGGGCACAGUCACACAGACAAGUGGAAGUUCCCUACAUCCCUUCCUGCAACAGGACCCAGGAUGUGCCAGAGGGAAACCAGACACAGAAAGACAGGAAGUGCUGUUUACACAGCAGGUGUUUUCCUGUCAGCCGUGUGAUACUAUCUCCCAGGAUUUUGAGUUACCGAUGCAAAUCACAGCUAGCCCAGAGCAAGCUCCACCCCACACUGAACGCAGUCUCGAGGAACUACUGCAGGAGGCAAUUCAAAGAGUACAGAUGGAUCCACAUGAGUCCAUAGAUGACAUUUUAGAGGAACCUGUUAGCUGUUCUGGUAACACCGGUAUCACUUCAGUACUCCAGUCAUCCAUCACCACCCUCUCAGGCUCCUCCCCUGCCCCAUCACCUGACCAACUGCAACCUACCCAGCUCAGCUCGAAAGACGAAAGUGGCCGCUCAUCUCCGCUUUGCUCUUCACUCCUACUGGAGCUUCCACCCUCCCCUGCCCAUGCCCUGCCCCUUGCAUCUAACCCUGCCCCUCCUCCUCCCCCUCCUUCUCCCCUCUGCACGACUCCUCCUCUAAGUGCUCGUUCCAGAAAGAGGAGGUCAGAUGUGCCUGCAUUUGAUGCUGCUGAUUGGCUGGAAUCUCUGACAUCUGGCCUGCACCCUCUCACGCCUCCAGUGGCACCUUUCGUGGAAAGCGACUUUGCCCUCGAUUCAGACCUGAACAUAAGCAGGGUCCUUGACCUAAUGGUGGAGCAGUGGUGAGGGACGAGAAGGUGUGUGUGUAUGUACGUACGUACGUAUGUGUGUUUGUGUGUGUGUGUGCGCGCGUGUGUGUGUGUGAAUGCGUGCGUGCAUGUGUGUGUAAUUGGAUGCUUGACGGGUAAUUACCCACUGUUCAAAUCUUGUCUCCCUGGAGAGGUGACCCCAUCUCCAUCCUUUCCUUUAAUAUCCAUCCAUCUCUGUCCAGUGAUGUGACCAAACAGAUUCUGACUGCUGUUGACUGCAACUCUCUACUCCACGCAACGUCGGGAGAGAGAGAGAGAGAGAGUGAGAGUGAGAGAGAGAGAGAAAGAGAGAGAAUGCAAUGAAGACAUUACACACAUGUGCAUGUGCACACAUGCACCAUACACUUGUAUAUAUCAAACAAAAUACUUCCUGUAGACCUACCUACUCCCUCAGCGCCAGACAAAGUGUCGGCAUGGAGAGAGUGGGUGUCUGCAGUGUCUCUUUAUACAUGUUGUGUGUCUUCACAGGGAAGGGAAUGCACUCCCUGUGUGUAUGCUUUUCUUCGCUGCUUUCUCGUGUGUGUAGGGGUUCAUGCAUACACGUGUACUUGUUCUUUAUCUACACUUUCUGCACACUGUACGGUGCCUUAAGCACCCCGAAUGCACUCGUUUCUAUCCGUGUCUGCUGUUGUACAGUUCUUUCCCUGAUUGAACAAAAAAAUCUUUCCAUGUUUCUUAAUGUAUGCAUCUAAAUAGCUGUAAUCAUUUUAAGCGCUGGCACAAAGUCAAGAAACUCAGUGCAACAAUAGGUCCCCUAGAGACACUGAAUUAGAAUGGAAAUAUCUUUAUAUAUAUAUUGUUGUAUCAUUACACUAGGAUAUAAAACACCUGAAUCUCUCUCCCGCUUUUUCCCCCAUUAUAAAUAAUGUAAGCUAUGAUCUCUGAGCCGUGUUCAGCUAAUUUCUAUUUAGAGAACAUAUCUGGAAGCUUUUGGUUUCUAGCUCUACCAAGCAACACAAUUGACUUAAGGAGAAUAGUUUCAAAUGUUCUAUCAUCCACAAUAGUGUUGAUCUUUCAGCAGCCUUUUGCUUAAUGUAGUGUGACUUAUUCACACUAUUACACUUCAGUUCAGUCUGUCUCCUGAAACCAUAUUUGUCCUGGGAGUUUCUAUUCCUUUGCUCCUGUUGCUGCUUUUAACAGCAUUAACC
Molecule: messenger RNA, 3879 nt
Organism: Hemibagrus wyckioides
Lineage: Eukaryota; Metazoa; Chordata; Actinopteri; Siluriformes; Bagridae
Product: myocardin
Exons: 15
Coding region: 408-2708 (766 amino acids)
Biological process (GO): smooth muscle cell differentiation
Source: RefSeq, a predicted model, not a curated record